This is a messenger RNA of Bacillus rossius redtenbacheri, 751 nucleotides long. Its product is annotated as endocuticle structural glycoprotein SgAbd-1-like. Gene Ontology annotation, molecular function: structural constituent of chitin-based larval cuticle. NCBI's taxonomy places the organism in Eukaryota, Metazoa, Arthropoda, Insecta, Phasmatodea, Bacillidae. The record is from RefSeq and is a predicted model, not a curated record. The transcript is spliced from 3 exons. The coding region runs from base 150 to 542 and encodes 130 amino acids. Gene Ontology annotation, cellular component: chitin-based extracellular matrix.
GCGCGGGUGAAUGUCGAGGCCGCUGCUGGUGGGGGCGUCGGGCGGGCACCGCGACGGGGUUAUAAGCGCAGCCGGGGGCCGCUGGUGGCACCACAGCCGUCCCAACUAGCCGCCGGUGCACAACACAGCUCCCGCCACAACCCUCCGACAUGAAGCUGAUCAUCGCCUCCUGCCUGCUGUGCGCCGCGCUCGCCGCUCCUCAGCUGAGGCCCGAGCCCGUGCCCAUCAUCUCCCAGUCCAACAUCGUCAACGAGGACGGCUCCUUCCAGAACAGCUACGAGAGCGCUGACGGCACCCGCGUCGACUCGCAGGGCGCGCUGAAGAGCCUGGGUCCCCAGGAGGACGGCCAGGUGAUCCAGGGCUCCUACUCCUUCGUCGGCACCGACGGCGCCGUCUACCAGCUCACCUACACCGCCGACGAGAACGGCUUCCAGCCUCAGGCCAACUACCUGCCCACCCCUCCGCCCAUCCCGGAGAAGAUCCUGGAGGCGCUGGCCUACAACGCCGCCCACCCCGAGGAGGACAACCUCAAGAGGAAGUGAUCGGGAUCCGAGUCCACCUCCACCUUCAUCCUGCAGCACCUUCACCAACCGCUGGGGCUCGCUCCAGGUCCAGCUCGCAAGACUAAGACGACGGACUGAGUCGGUGGUCUUCCGGACACCCAGAACUGCAACUGGAGCCCGCCUCUUGUAUAUACUGUACAAACUAAACGCAAUUUUUACGUGUUUCAAAUAAAAAAAAACUCUCAUUA